Messenger RNA from Caenorhabditis briggsae, 2385 nucleotides. It is a transcript of the gene Cbr-acs-17, whose product is annotated as Protein CBR-ACS-17. Lineage: Eukaryota; Metazoa; Nematoda; Chromadorea; Rhabditida; Rhabditidae. The transcript has 9 exons. The coding region runs from base 1 to 2385 and encodes 794 amino acids. Gene Ontology annotation, biological process: long-chain fatty-acyl-CoA metabolic process; long-chain fatty acid metabolic process; neuron differentiation. Gene Ontology annotation, cellular component: endoplasmic reticulum; plasma membrane; lipid droplet. Gene Ontology annotation, molecular function: long-chain fatty acid-CoA ligase activity. The record is from RefSeq and is a predicted model, not a curated record.
AUGGUAGAUGAAUCUGACGUCAAGUCAGCAUUAAAUGGUCAUGAUCGUCCACUCUCGAUCACAAUCGCCAUAGUUUUUCUGAAGGUAAACAAGAACUUUGAGGUUUUCGACUGGACACAAACAAACAAUUUUUUUCAGAUCGUGUUUUUCAUUUACGAUAUCGUCACCUUCAUUCCAUUCAAAAUAUUUGCGGAUCCGGCUGAAAAACUAGAGAAGUCGGAAAGAGUGAAGGCGGAACCAGAAAAUGGCGAUUUUUCGACUCCAUGGAAGAACGUCUUCGCUAAGGAUGGGCUCAUGAACUCGUCAUUCGAAGGAAUCCACGAUCUUGGAACGCAAUGGGAGGAAUGUGUCCGGUACGUUUUCUUCGAUCUAUCAGUAGAUGAAACCAUUGAGAUCGCAUACCGUUAUGGAAACCUUCCGUGCAUGGGGACCCGCGAAGUUCUUAAGGUUCACAAAGAGAAACAAUCCAAUGGAAAGGUUUUCGAAAAGUGGCAAAUGGGAGAUUAUCACUGGAGAAGUUACGCACAAGUGGAUAAACGUGUGAACAUGAUUGCCUCGGGACUCACCAGCCUUGGACAGAAAGAGAAGGAACCAAUCAUUUUGUUUGCUGAGACCAGAGAAGAAUGGAUGACUACCGCAUUGGCUUGCAUGAAGAUGAACUUCCCAAUUGCUACCAUGUACGCCACCCUUGGAGAUGAAGCCGUUACCUUUGCUAUCAACGAGGUUGGAGCAAAAACCAUCUUCACUACCGAAGCCCUCAUCUCGAAAGUCAAGAAAGCCAUGAGCAAUGGAGCCACCUCUAUCGAGAACAUUAUCUUCUUCGACAGUGUGGAUCCAGCAUCCCGUGGAGAAUCCGUCGACGUCGACCUUCCAUUCACUCUUCUCUCGUUCGAUCAACUUCUCAGCCGUGGAGAGCGUGAGUAUUGUAUGUCGCUUUGGGGUGUUUUGCUUGUUUCAGUCCUAACCACUCUACCCAUUUGUUACCUCAUGAUCUACGUCCGUUCUCUACUCAACCUAGUUAGUGUCAAUCGUCUAAUCCCGGCACACCCAGUCCCAAUCCGUAGCAAGAAAGAUGAUCUAGCCUUCAUUAUGUACACCUCUGGAACUACUGGAAAUCCAAAAGGAGUUAUGAUUUCUCACCAGAAUAUUGUCGCGGUCACAGCUGGACAAGCCUUUAACAUUAAUCUUGGAACCGAAGACCGAUAUAUCGGAUACCUUCCACUUGCCCACAUCCUUGAAGUUUGCGCUGAAAUGAUCGUUUUCACCAAGGGAGUCAGAAUUGGAUAUUCUUCUGCUCAGACCUUGUUCGAUAGAGCUCCAAAGAUCAUGAAAGGAGAACAUGGAGACUGCUGGGUGCUUCAACCAACUCUCAUGGCUUGCGUCCCAGCUGUUAUGGACCGUAUUUUCAAAGCAGUUAUUGAUGAGGUCAACGCGAACAGUGAACUUUUCAAACAAGUCUUCAAAACUUGUUACGAACGGAAGAGAUCGAGAUAUGAGGAAGGAUACACUAGUUUUAUUUUGAACAAAUUGGUCUUCAACCGUAUUGGAAAGCUUCUUGGAGGAAAAGUUCGUCAAAUUCUGUCUGGAGGAGCUCCACUCAGUCCAGAAACUCAACGAUUCAUGAAUAUCUGCUUCUGUUGCCCGGUUGUUCAAGGAUACGGUCUCACUGAGACUUGCGGAGGAGGAACCAUUGCGGACAUCCAUGACUUGUCGACUGGAACAGUUGGACCACCACUCACCUGCUGUGAAAUCUUGUUGCAAGAAUGGGCAGAAGCUGGAUACUCACCGAAGAACGAUCCACCACAGGGAGAAAUUCUGAUCAGCGGACCAAAUGUUGCUCUAGGAUAUUUCAAUAACGAUGAGAAAACUAAUGAAGAUUUCGUCAAGGUUAAUGGAAAACGCUUCUUCGCUACUGGCGAUAUUGGAGAGUUCCGUGAAGAUGGAUCGCUUAAAAUCAUUGAUCGCAAGAAGGAUUUGCUCAAGUUAUCUCAUGGUGAAUACAUCUCGCUCGGAAAAGUUGAGACUAACCUGUUGACCAAUCCAAAUGUCGACAAUAUCUGUGUCUAUGGAGAUUCUGAUAAGAGCUUUUUGGUCGCAUUGGUCGUUCCAAACCAGAAGAAUUUGACUCAGAUGGCCGAGAAGCAGGGAGUGGAUACUAGCGAUUUCGAGAAAGUUUGUGAGGAUAAGAAAGUUGUGGAGGCAUUGCAGAAGGAGUUGGCUUCAUAUGUAUCUUCCAAACUCCAACGCGUCGAAAUUCCACAAAAGAUCUUCAUCUGCCACGAGCCAUGGACUCCAGCCUCCGGACUUCUUACCGAAGCAUUGAAGCUCAAGAGAAAGAACAUUGAGAAGGCAUUCCGUAAGGAGCUCGACCAACUUUACAAGUAA